AAGUCGACUGUGUACGUAUGUACGUUUUUUAUCAGAUCGCAUUGUCUAUCCAAUAUCUGAUUUGAUCUUCGAUUAACGCGUAUAAGCGGAUAAUUAAAUGGCUUCGAUAAUUAAAUGAUUAAGAGGCGUUAACCGGAGACCGGUAGGACUCCGGUCGUUGAACGGUUAACGUCGUCGCCGUGUUUUGUUACGUGCGCGCGUCCCGCAAGUGUCAUUUACAUCAGUUGUGCGAAGAGGACGGUGCCGUUCGUUUCGGCGAAGUCAAAGAACCGGAGUAGUUAAUUGACUGACUUGGAGGCAGACACGUGAAGACGCGGGAACACCGAAAUUCUUAUAGAUCAUGAUUCGAUCAAGCCUCGUGUUUAUGCUAAUCAUCGUCGUCUCGUAUCAUGUCACUACCGGUGAAGAUUGCAAAGGAUGCGUCCCUUUGGACUCCUAUUCCUUCGACAAGGUGAUUCCUAGAUUCAAGGUGGUACUCGUUAAAUUCGACGUCGCAUUUCCAUAUGGUGGCAAACACGAACAAUAUGCGACAGUGGCAGCCGAUACUAAGGAUUCGCAAGAUCUCCUAAUAGCCACAGUGGGUGUUAAAGAUUUUGGUAAUAAGGAUAAUUCCGAUUUGGCUCAACGUUAUAACAUCAAGAAGGAGGACUUCCCGGUAGUCCUAUUAUUCGUUCAAGGUAAAUCGGAACCGACAAGAUUUACUACCGAAAAAUAUUCUGAUUUCACCGGCGAAUACUUGAAGCGAUUCAUCAGAGCAAACUCAAGAGUAUACUUAGGCCUACCAGGAUGCAUAGAACGAUUAGAUAAAUUAGCCGAGACAUUCAAAGCCGCGAACGAACAGGAAAGACAGGAAAUAUUAAAAAAGGCAAGAAUCUUCGAAGAGACUCUGCCAGAAGAGCAACGAGAGGCUGCAAAGACUUAUGUAAAGACUAUGGAGAAGAUUUUGGAGAAGGGAGAUGUAUUUGUACAAACGGAAGAAACACGAGUACAGGGACUUCUUUAUAGAGGAAAAUUAUCUGAUCAAAAGAAACGUACAAUGGAAGAGAGACGAAACAUUCUACAGUCUUUCUCAGCAAGGGAUGAAUUAUAGAGGACCACAAUCAAAUUUAUUAAUAUGAUUGUCCAAAUGUUAUAUAAUUUACCUAAUAAUUAUAUGUUAUAUAAUUAUAUUUCAUAAUUGAGUUUCAGUUCGAAUAUUAAUUGUUUGUUUUAUAGUAGAUUUUAUGUUUCAAUUUUAUAUAAAUAUAAUUAAUUAGAAUGCACACUUGAUACAUUUGGACACUAUUCAAAACAAUAUGUCACAGUAUUAUUUUAUUCCUUAUUAAAUGUCAUUAUGUGAUAAAGUAUUUCUUGAUCAUACUUUCUACAAGAUGAUAUGUAAGGCUACUUGCUAAGGUUGUUUAUUUGUUGUGCGUGUUGUUCCUUUAUACAGAUACACGGACACAAGACAAACUAGGCGAUAAAUAUUAAAAAUAUAGACUUUUUACAUCUAGAGAAAUCUGUUUAUCUAUGAAAUUAAAUAUCUGAAUAAAUAUAAUUAUUUAUUUUUUUGUUACAUAUAAAAAAAGCAGCAAAAAAAUAAAAAUUUCUUAAAAGUAUGUUCCAAACAGAAAAUCUGCUAUUGUCAAAGAUUGUGGAUUAUAACAUAUUGUAAUUUGUACACAACAAUUUUAUAUUAUAUGAUGUACUUGUGAUUUUUUCAAUAUAGGAUUUGAUAUUCUUAAAACAAA
Molecule: messenger RNA, 1730 nt
Organism: Nylanderia fulva
Lineage: Eukaryota; Metazoa; Arthropoda; Insecta; Hymenoptera; Formicidae
Gene: wbl
Product: endoplasmic reticulum protein 29-like protein wbl
Biological process (GO): protein secretion
Cellular component (GO): endoplasmic reticulum lumen; endoplasmic reticulum
Source: RefSeq, a predicted model, not a curated record